AUGCAGUCUGGAGUGAAGACGCUGUCCGCAGGUGGAGGUGCGUCACUCUGCUGCCUGCUGCUCCUCUGGCUCAUCUACUCCCAUCUGCUCAGAGAGGGUCAGUUAGCAGUUGGCACCUGUGAGAUCGUCAUGCUCAACAGGGACAAUAGUGUUCCCAGACGGACCAUUGCCAGGCAGACGGCUCGCUGUGCCUGCAGGAGAGGGCAGAUCGCCGGGACAACAAGGGCACGACCAGCAUGCGUAGAUGCCCGUAUUGUCAGGAGCAGACAGUGGUGUGAGAUGACCCCGUGCCUGGAGGGGGAGCUCUGCAGUCUCUUGUUCAACCGCUCGGGAUGGACCUGCACCAAAGGCAGCGGCCGCAUCAAGACCGUCACGGAAGAAGCUGGAGUGCCCAGAGAGAAUCCAUGGCAGCCCAGGGAUUGA
Boleophthalmus pectinirostris (great blue-spotted mudskipper) is the source of this 423-nucleotide messenger RNA. RefSeq names its product TAFA chemokine like family member 5, like (gene tafa5l). Bases 1 to 423 code for a protein of 140 amino acids. The record is from RefSeq and is a predicted model, not a curated record. NCBI's taxonomy places the organism in Eukaryota, Metazoa, Chordata, Actinopteri, Gobiiformes, Gobiidae. The transcript is spliced from 4 exons.